GUGGUGUUUUGACUCAACCCGUGCCGCCGCGUGCCCAAUCGAUCGCGCUCGCCUCCGACUUGCCCCGCAGCGAAUCGCCGCAACUUUUCCUCGUUUUUUUCCGAAAUCCAAAGUUGUUUUUCCGACACCGUUCGUCGUUUUUUUUUUUGAAACUCGCUCACGUGGCCAGCCGACAGCGGAUCCCAGCGGUUCUCCAGUUCUCCCGUGCGUCGCCUGAAUUUUAUCAUCGUGUGCUGAGGACUCCGUCAACAUGUCUAUCUUGUUCAAAUAUUCGUGACGAAAAAUCUCUCUCCGAGGCACGCGAGGUUUUUGGCUGAAUUAAAGUCCGGCGAGACUGGAAUGGCCUUUUCUUUCUCCGUACGACAUGUAUGGGAAUUCUUGAUUCUAACCUCACUUUUUAACCUAAGUCUUACUAAUGAUGCCAACUCUUCACCAGUUCUCUAUGGGGUCAGCGUGGAACAUUCCAAGAAGGAGGUCGUCUACGAACCGGACUCGAUCCGCCCGACAGUCGAGGAGGGUAGCCAGGUGACGCUGGCCCUCUACGGCGACAAUUUUCAUCCGAAUAUUGACGUCGGUCUCAACGCUAACAGCGAAAAAUGCAAUUUCCUUUCCGAUGGUCUCAAAAGGAAGGUGGUCCGGAAGUCGGAGCACAUCCUGGAGGUGAGCCUGGAGCUGCCUCACAACGCGAACAAGCAGUACUUCUUCUGCCUGACCCGGGCCGACGAGAACAAGACGUGGGUCCUCGGUAGCAACGAGACGUUGGCCAGCCUCGCCGUCCGGCACACGUCCUUCUUCGAGCUCCCCCUCUGGGCGACCAUCGCCACGCUCAUCUUCUGCGUCAUCGUCUCCUGCAUCCUCUCCGGUCUCAACCUCGGACUCAUGACCCUCGACCGCACCGAUCUCCUCGUGCUCCAGAAUGCCGGCACCGACAUGGAGAAGAGAUACGCCAAGAAGAUCAUGCCCGUCCGGGAGAAAGGUAACUUCCUGCUGUGCUCGAUCCUGUUCGCUUUGACGUGCGUCAACUCGGUGUUCACGGUGGUGCUGGACUCCCUGUUCGUGGGCUGGGUGGCGGUCAUCAUCUCGACGUUCGUGAUCGUGCUCUUCUGCGAGAUCCUCCCGCAGGCCAUCUGCGCCCGCCACGGCCUCAAGAUCGGCUACUCCACCAUCUACCUCACCAUCUUCACCAUGGGCCUCACCUCCCCCCUCUCCUGGCCCAUCGGCAGGAUCCUCGACAUCGUCCUCGGCAAGGAGAUCGGCAGCAACGUCUCCAGCAGGGAGCGGCUCAAGGAACUCAUCCGCGUGACUUCGGAAUUCACGAAAAUAGAAAAGGAAGAAAUUAAUAUUAUUCACGGCGCGUUAGAAUUCGGCAACAAGAAAGUAGAAGAUAUCAUGACUUAUUUAGAUGACGUAUAUAUGAUGUCCGCUGAGACUCUUCUGGACUACCAAACUAUCUCAGGGAUUGUUAGAUCAGGUUAUUCCCGGGUCCCGAUCUACCAAGACGACAGGACGCACGUCAUUGGAGUGCUCAUGGCCAAGGACCUGGCCGUCCUGGACCCAGACGACAACAUCCCGGUCAAAAACAUUUUACAGUGUCACCAUCACGAGCUCAGCUUCGUUCCUGUGGGUACCAAACUUGACGUCAUGUUGAAGAUGUUCAAAACAGGGAUGAAGGGUCACAUGGCGUUCGUCUACACCAAGGACUUGGGCAGCUACAAGGCCGUCGACGGACUCGUCACACUCGAAGACGUCAUCGAGGAGCUCAUCCAGGCCGAGAUCAAUGACGAAACCGACGUCUACACUGACAAUCGAUCCAGACGGAAAUGUGUGCGGCGGAAAAUUUUGCAAGACUUGGAGAAUUUCGCAGUUUCGAAAGGAAGAUCUGUCGAAAUUUCACCGCAUCUGAGAACAGCUGCCUUCCAGUAUCUUAUUACAGAGGUGGAGCCAUUCAAACCCAAAUAUGUGUCUAGUCAAGCUCUGAAUAGACUGCUCAGAUUUGACAUCUAUCAUCAUAUCGCUGGCCAUUCAAUAGAUGGACAGAAUCGUCCACCUUCCGUUCAGUUGUAUACAGAGGGUAAAUCAGCUGAUUAUUUCAUCAUGAUUCUGCAAGGUAAAGUGAUGGUCAAAGUCGGCAUCGAGAAUCUUACAUUCCAGAGUGGUCCCUUUGCAUACUUUGGCAUUCAGGCCUUAAUGAAAGGCAGUUUACAGGCUCUGCCAAUGGCCAACUCCUCCCCGGUGAAUCGCCUCCUGCAGGAUGCUUUCUCGCACUUCUUCCCGGAUCCUGGCCCGAACGAUCUGGACCUCCCACCACCAUCCAUACCGCGGCAAUCUCCAUUCCAUUCGCGAGAGGGCAGCACCCAUGAUGGCGGUGUUCUCGAAGAAGGUGAACUUUCCUCAGAAUCAGCAGCCAUCCUCCUUGAGGCCGUCCGUCUCGAGAUCAAGCAAGACAAUCUUGAACAGAUCUCAAUAAAUGUCCGCAAGGCCCAGCACGCGAGCAAUGCGCUGAUGGAAGCAGAGCGGGAACACACAGCGCUGAACGCAGGAGCAGUGAAACAGCCAGGUCCUGAGCCGCAAGAAUCGGUCGGAGCCUCGCCUCAGAACAGUAGUAAAAGCCAGGGCAGUGUCACAUCUGCCAGUUUCACGCCGUACUACACCGUGAGCACUCACGGAGAGGUAUACUACAUGCGCAUCUCCCGCAGUCUCUACCAGGCCCUUGUGCAGGCCACCAUCAUCGAGCGAACCAAAGAACGCGAUAGAGCCGACAAAGCAUGGAAUCAAAAGAACGGAUCCAUGGAAAACAUAAUUGGUCAUUCAGAGUAUGUUCCAUUGACGGAGAGAGAAAUCUCGCCAGGUAACGAGUCGCACAAUUUCGAAAGCGGUGAGCGGAAACAAGACUCUCAUAAGAUUACCUUUGACGAUUACCUCAGAAACAACUUAAAUAAAUGAAGCUGAAUGACUAUGACCAGAGAAUGAUGUCAAUUUAUCAGAACAGUUGACUCAAAUUCCAGACUUUAUCCAUAAACCCAGACGAUUAAAUUAGUCUUCCAAAUAUUGAACAAAGCUGACGUUAGAAGUUCACAAAUUGCUGGGCUAUCUUUUGAAAUAAAGAGCUUUCCUGCAAGUCUCGUGUAUUUUUUUCUCUGAAUUCGGCAAUGGAAAAGUUACGUCAUAAAACCAGUCAUAAAUAGGUUUAGAAGCUUACUAUUAGUGCAUUAUUUAUAAUUUUUCACAGAGUGUUUCGAAAUAGAGAAGCAGUAUUAUAUGAUAAGUAGUGCGUCAAAGAAGGAAUAAUGUUAUUGGUCAACGUAAAUUCUCACCAAAUAUUGCAAAAUGUUAUUUUAUACAGAAAAAUGUUAUACUGAAUAUUUUUUGCUACUGUACAAAACUUUGCUGUUAUGUUUAGGUUAAGUAUCUAUGCUCGACUUCACUUCUCCUUCUAAUUUUUUAAAGUUUUCUUUUUUUGUGUAGUGUAAAAUUUUAUCACGAUUAGAUGUGAUGAAUCGGAAGCCAUAAAGAAUGUACUAUUGUUAUGGAUAUGAUUCCGAAAAAAAUGGACUGUAUAUCCCAUUGACUAAUUGUAAAUUAGAUUGUUAAAAUUUCUCAAUUUUAAGAGAAGAAUUAUGUUACCAUUUUUUCAUUGUUAUUGUUUGUUAGCUCUGAUUGAGAGGGUAGUUGUUCCAGGACCAGAGUCGAUAUUGCCUUGCUUAAAAAACGCUGUUUGAACGUCGGAACGCUGCCAAACUUCCUCCAAUGAAACAAUCAUUGUCGUGAAAAUUUAUGAAUAUUUUUUUCUGAAAUUUUCAGAUGUUGUAAAUUAAAUUGCAAAGGAUAUUCUCUGAAAAAAUUGGGAGAAAAAGAUCUAUUAGUUUCCCUGAUAACGCGUUUACUAUCGAAGGAAAUUUGGCAACGUCUGAUGGCUUAUACGGCGUUCUGCCUUAGCCUGGCACAAUCCUUGUAUAUUAUACUCUUGAAAUUAUUGAUACAAUGGCCGAACUCUGAUUCUUGAAUGCCUGAUGUUCCAAAUUUCUGGUUACGCUUGCAUUUUUAAAUGGCGAACUAGCUACCGUCAUUUCUUACAAAACUUAUCUUUCCAAACGAACCAUAUUCUGUGAAUAUUUAAAAUUAAGAAGUUGAUUCAUUUUUUCAAAGAGAAUUAAUAUAAUUAAGAGGAAAAGAUGGUGAUAAACGUGCGUGUUUACAUAUCAAAAAGUCUGCAACUCCUCAAAUCAGUACAAAAUUUGCUAAGGUCAAGAAUAUAUCUACUAUUUCACGAAUUUUUUUGCAUUUUUAGAACAACCCGCAUUUUAAUUUUUACCUUUUAAAUAAAUUUUAAAAAGUCCAGGGAGCAGAAAAUAAUGCUACUCAAUCAUUUACGAUAGUUAAUUUUUGAUGAUUCUUCAUGCAAUUUACAUCUCUCUUUGUAAUUCUGUUUUUUAGUUUGUUUUAUAAAUACUUUUUUAUUUUCCUCGUAUGAAAGUAUAGUUCGUACUGCAUGGUAUUAUACCAAAAUAAGAUAGAGCGGCUAUGAACGAAAUGAACGGAAGUUUUAUAGCGUUGCUUAGUGUAAAAAUGGCUAAAACCGUACCUCACAAACGUGCCUUAUUCCAGUACCUUUCAUGAUAUCAAUAAAAUUCUGUUAUCAAAUUUUUGUUAUGGACACUCUGCUUGAGUGCUGGGAGAAUCCAGUAAAAUUUCUAAAAAGAAGCAAGAAUUUGAUGACUAAUGUCUAAAACCAUGUAUCUCCUGUUGCUAGAAUUUCUCAUCAUACUUGUUGUUUUGCGCUGGAAAAUGAUCAAUGCAAUUUCUCAAAUCUUUUGAUUUGUUUCUCUGAGUAAUAAAUUUUCUGUGCAUGAAGUUGGUUUAUUCCUUUCAUAAUAAAAACGGUGAGGAUCCAGAAAUUUGACACGCUGUAAUUGAAGCAUAGGAUUUUAGAAUUUAGUCAUCAGUAUAUGUCCUCAUGAAAUUCACCUUAAUGAUGCACUGAAGAGGAAAGUGAAUUCAGCCGUUACCAUAAGAUUGUUUGUGUAACUUCUAGUUUCUGUAAAAAAUUGUUGAAUGAAACCACUGUUAUUCACAAACUGUUAUUAUUGAUCUAGUUGUAAUAAAUUUCAAAAAAUUUCUUUUGACUUGGA
Molecule: messenger RNA, 5129 nt
Organism: Bemisia tabaci
Lineage: Eukaryota; Metazoa; Arthropoda; Insecta; Hemiptera; Aleyrodidae
Source: RefSeq, a predicted model, not a curated record